Molecule: messenger RNA, 2247 nt
Organism: Mycotypha africana
Lineage: Eukaryota; Fungi; Mucoromycota; Mucoromycetes; Mucorales; Mycotyphaceae
Exons: 6
Coding region: 1-2247 (748 amino acids)
Biological process (GO): dolichyl monophosphate biosynthetic process
Cellular component (GO): endoplasmic reticulum membrane
Molecular function (GO): dolichol kinase activity
Source: RefSeq, a predicted model, not a curated record
AUGGUUGGCGGUGAUCAAACAAGGAUACAAAUGCCCACUUACAAUUGGAAUAUUAGCAGCAGAGACGAUCAGCAAGAAAAUGCAGAUGAAGGUUUCGCUUCGUCCUCAUCAAUAGAAGAAGAUCAGUUAUUUAAAGUCAUUAGACGCAAAAGAAGCUAUCACAACAAUUUAUCGGCAGCAGCAGACGAACAAGGAAAACGGACGUCGAAGGGGAGGGAGAACCAGCAGACAGAACUCAAACAGCAAGAAGACGAAGAUUUUAAUCAUCCCUUUAUAGAUUGGAAAAUGGCACCUUUAGAAUCGAUUCUAUGGAUUGUAUCAUUUUUUUGGGUAUUUUAUCCAUUGCAUAAUACAAAAAUAUUCCAUGAUCAAUGGCUAAUGGGCUGGAUAUUGAGUAUUUGGGGUGGCAUCAUACUUGUCCGAAUUACCACGUCUAAGGGACACCAGCAACGAAUUAAUCUAGCACAGCGCUUCAACACUACUAUUAAUACUACUAAUAUCACAUCGACAUCAGAUUCGUCUUCCGAAGAGUUUGAAAAAAAGAAAGAAAUCCUCAUCACAUCAACAAUGAGGCAACAACAGCAGCAACUUCAGUCGAUGAAUAGAAUUUUUGGAGCAAGUAGAGCUUCUUUCAGAGCGAAUGCAGAUGAUGGGUUACUGUGUGGCGUUCUGCUGUUGCCUAUGGUAGCAGCGGCGAAACUUGUCGAUGCAGCUACUAAAAAAAUGGAUGCAUAUCAUAUUGGUAAUUUAAAAUAUGAUCACAGGGAACUUAUUUUGCGCAUACAACUGAUAUCCUCCUCUUCUCAAUCAGCUUAUCUUAAAGUUCGUCUAGAAUUAAUUUUAUUUAUGAGCAUGCUAUUUUUGGUCUUGGUUUUCAUCAACGACUAUCUACAACCAUUAAAACGUGUCAUUCGCAAAAGGGGGCUAUUCGUUUCCAGCAUUUGCGUAUCAGCACUUUGCACGGCAAUUUUGACAAGCACGCCAUUAGCACCUAUCUUAUCAGAAAUACCUACUUACAUGACGAUACUAUCAGUGACCAUAUUUCAAUGGUUUCUUUAUAUUUGCGUAGUGACAUUGAAGAAAUGCUUUACUUUGGGCGAAAUGUGUAUCGUGUCUCAAGCAGCCGCAACAGUAGUGCAUGGAGCAGCAGAAUAUAUUUGCGCAGCAUAUUAUCCUGAUAAAGCACCAGUGUAUCUCAAUCACUUGGAUGUAUUCACGAACCAGGUAUUAAUUCAUGCGCUGAUCGUUGGCAUGAUAUUUAUAGGUAUUGUUGCAUAUCCUCUGUUACGUCAGUCGCGACGACUUGCACAAAGACCUUACUGGCGAUCGAACGGCCUUUCUUUUGAGAAUAAAAAGAUCGUUGUUGCCGUUCUAUUCUAUUUUCUUACACUCAUUAUUACCUGUCUGAUCAUUGCUCCUAUUUGCAAAGCGAUCACGGGCGAGAAUCCCAUCCUAUGGACACUCGAUUAUUUAUACAUGUCACCUUCUCGUAUGUUCCUUUGCUUAUAUUGGUCACUCACAGUAAUUACCACCAUCAUUGUUUGGGUGCUCGUACUUGAUUUCAAUCUAGAAUCAGCUGUACCAAUUGAAGGAAAAACACUCACAAGCUCACUCAACAAAAAAAGAAAGCUAUUCCAUGCAUUGGCUGUUAUCAUGUUUGUACCCGGUGUUUUAUUCGAGAAAGCCUUUUUACAGUUAGCAUUUGGCGUUGCUUUUUCGGCUUUCAUUUAUUUAGAAUAUUUACGUUAUUUUGCUGUAUGGCCCUGGGGUAAAAACCUCCAUGUCUUUCUGACAGAGUUCAUUGAUAAUCGAGAUUUGGGGCCAGUUAUUUUGAGUCAUAUCUACUUAUUACUCGGUUGCGCUACUCCAGUAUGGUUGGGAAGCUCGAAUGUUCUUGCCAGCUUAUCAGGCAUACUUUCCUUAGGCUUUGGCGAUGCUGCCGCCUCUAUUGUAGGCAAAAAGUUUGGUCGUUACCAUUGGCCAGGUACCAAAAAGACGGUAGAAGGUACCCUCGCCUUUAUUGUUACAGUCCUUCUAAGCGCGUUGAUGGUUGUAUAUACUUCUGCACUCCUGAAUUUGGAUGAAACGACUGAAUUUGCUGCUUCGGCUGGCCGAAGUGAAUGGUUAACUUAUUCCAAUGUCGUUACUUUGACAGGCUUAUUAGAAGCCUUUUCUACCCAAAAUGAUAAUAUUAUUAUACCACUUUACAUGUAUGCAUUAAUAGUUAUUGGGCACGCUGGUACCUAA